GGGCAAGGCAAAAGCGGAACGUUGGAUUCCAUUUGUGUCAAAAUAUUUGUAUUUAUUGCUAAUUAAACUUGCUGUAGUUUAAGUAUUUUGUAAAUUGACUACUCAUAAAUAGUAUUGGCCUUCUACAUAGUGCUCUUGCAAGCUGGAAUGAUGUCACAUUACUGCAGGCGGAAGCAGAAUCAAAGUAAUCUUAGUACAAGAUGGCAGCGCUGUCGGGAGGAGGCGAUUCAGGUAAUGGAACUGAUCAGGUACUAGAACUGGGAAGAACAUUACUGACAGAUUUCAUCUACGAGCGGAUUCGUCACCAUGCUGACAGCAGUACUCAGUUGUCAGUGUCACGGACCCAGUUGGGCGGGAGUGAGCUGUGUGACCCCAACCACAAGAAACUGGCCCUGUACCUGGAGCAGAUUAGAGAUGAGCUGGAUGGCAAUACACAACUCCAAAGUAUGUUAAAUGAUACUGCACUCCAGCCCAGCCGUGAUGUUUUUAUGAGAGUGGCCCAUGAGAUCUUCUCUGAUGGACAGUUCAACUGGGGCAGGGUGGUGGCACUUUUCUACUUUGCCUCUUGGCUGGUCAUCAAGGCUCUGUUGACCAAGGUCCCCGACAUCAUCAGAACCAUUAUCAGCUGGGCUACAGACUACCUGCGAGAUCAUGUGAUCAACUGGAUUAGGGAUCAGGGUGGCUGGGAGGGAAUCCGUUCCUACUUUGGCACUCCCACCCGGCAGACCUUGGGGGUGUUUCUCGCUGGAGUUCUUACCACUGUGCUGGUCAUGCGCAGGAUGUGAGGGGGAGGAGAGCCUGAGAGAAGGACAUUGAGGGGUGGGACAUAAGACUGGGUAGUAGAGUCAGACAUGUGAGGGUGAAUGGAAGAUGCUUCUGGGGAAGGAAAAGGCGAGGAAAAAAAGUUUGAUGGAAAAACAGCAACGUUUGGACCUGAUCAACCACUCCUCUUUCCUACCCUCCAUCGCAAAGGAUUGAGUCAAGGUUCUUAUCGCUGUUCCCUACACCGCUGAAAAUGUGAGCGGCUCUUGACCGUACAUACAGGAGAGGAGGAGGUGUGUAGAGACUCGGCCAGGGCACAUCUUUUAAUACAUUUUUUAUUUCUUACAAACAAGACACUGCAUGUCAUUUUGUUGCUUAAGUCUUAUGAACUGAUGACAAAUCAGCCAUGAGAAUCUGCUGUGCUUUAUUUCUGUUGCACUUUUCUUCCAUUGAGUCUCUCCUUUUUCCGAUCUGAUCAUUCUCCCUCCCUCUCUUCAUGGUAUCUCUUUGCUAGAGUAUGCAUUUUGGGGUGUCAGAUCAUUUAUGUGUGACCAUAGGAUCAGAUGUUGGAGGUAUGUGUUUGUGCAAUUCUACUGCAGACACACUGUCCUCUCAGAUGUUUACCUCAGCAUAGUGUUCAAAGUACUGUAUUCUAUGGUGGGCUAUUUAAAAGCAGACCAUACCAUAAUCCUUCAAUCAAAUGCUCUUUUUAUACACCUUGUUAAUGUGUUAAAAUAAGAAAGUUACCUUAUUUGCUAAGUUGUCAGUGCCUUGGUUAUUUUCUACAAUAAAUUGCUUUGAUAUUU
Messenger RNA from Oncorhynchus tshawytscha (Chinook salmon), 1568 nucleotides. Its product is annotated as apoptosis regulator BAX. Gene Ontology annotation, biological process: release of cytochrome c from mitochondria; positive regulation of apoptotic process; extrinsic apoptotic signaling pathway in absence of ligand. The transcript has 6 exons. The record is from RefSeq and is a predicted model, not a curated record. Gene Ontology annotation, molecular function: protein heterodimerization activity; channel activity; protein homodimerization activity. NCBI's taxonomy places the organism in Eukaryota, Metazoa, Chordata, Actinopteri, Salmoniformes, Salmonidae. Gene Ontology annotation, cellular component: mitochondrial outer membrane. Bases 201 to 785 code for a protein of 194 amino acids.